Molecule: messenger RNA, 999 nt
Organism: Myotis lucifugus (little brown bat)
Lineage: Eukaryota; Metazoa; Chordata; Mammalia; Chiroptera; Vespertilionidae
Gene: CCNP
Product: cyclin N-terminal domain containing 2
Exons: 6
Biological process (GO): regulation of cyclin-dependent protein serine/threonine kinase activity; mitotic cell cycle phase transition
Cellular component (GO): cytoplasm; nucleus; centrosome
Molecular function (GO): cyclin-dependent protein serine/threonine kinase regulator activity
Source: RefSeq, a predicted model, not a curated record
CCCCUGCAGAGUCCGGCAGCCGCCCUUGGCCCAGAGCCUGCGAGCGCCCCAGUCCCGGACAACGUCCCCGCGGGCACGAGCGCCUCCCCAGGUCCCCCGGAAAGGCCCCCGGGACGGUGCGCGCCGCCGGGGCUGGAGGAGGCGCUGGGCGCGCUGGGGCUGCAGGGAGAACGCGAGUACGCGAGGGACAUCUUCGCCGAGGUCAUGGUGUGCCCUGCGCUGCCCCAGAUGGCCCUGCCCAGCACCGUGACCCCAGAGAUGCGAGCACUAGUGGUGGACUGGCUGGUCCAGGUGCACGUACUACCUGGGCUGGCGGGGGACACGCUCUACCUGGCUGUGCACCUGCUCGAUUCCUACCUGCGCUGCAGCCGGGUGCGCCUACACCGCCUGCAGCUGCUGGGCAUGGCCUGCCUGUUCGUGGCGUGCAAAAUGGAAGAGUGCGUGCUUCCCGAGCCCGCCUCCCUCUGCCUCCUGGGCGCUGGCUCCUUCUCCCAGGCCGAGCUUCUGCGAGCCGAGCGCCGCAUCCUGAGCCGCUUGGAUUUCCGACUGCACCACCCGGGUCCACUCCUCUGCCUGGAGCUACUGGCUGCUCUGGCAGGAAGCAACCCCCAGGUGAUGCUCCUCGCAGCCUACUUCCUGGAACUGUCUCUACUGGAGGUCGAGACCGCUGGGUGGGAGCCCAGUCGCUGCGCAGCGGCGGCGCUGAGCCUGGCGCGCCGUGUGCUCCACGUGGCGGGCUCUGGGUUGGAGCCGGCACUUUACAGCCCGGCGGAGUUGGGCCCGCUGGAGCCGUGCAUGGCCCGCGCGGUGCUCCGAGGCCCCGCACCUGGCCGUGCUGCCAUCUUCCUCAAGUAUGCGAGGCCCCAGCGUCGGGGCACCAGCCUCUUCGCCGCCCGCCUGCUCCGCUGUCCCCAGCCGGGGCCCCCCUGAGCCCCGACACCCCUUCAAAAAAGUCUCAGUGUGUGUCCGUUUCCGACUUCAAUAAAAGAGUUUCUUUUA